Sphenostylis stenocarpa is the source of this 537-nucleotide messenger RNA. The record is from the annotation of a GenBank genome assembly. Lineage: Eukaryota; Viridiplantae; Streptophyta; Magnoliopsida; Fabales; Fabaceae.
AUGGCUCUGGAGAAGUGCUUAGGUGUAACCACAGUAGGCACAGCCACACCCCAAUGCUUUUCUCCAUGCUUUCCAACCUCAAGGGAAAAGCUUGUUUUCCCAACUCAUAGAGGUUUAAAGAAAUUCAUGCCAAACUCAAAACUCUCGCACCAAUCUCUCUACCCUAUCUGCAGAAAAUCCCGUUUCGUUUGCAAUGCUCGUGAAGCAGUAAAUGAAGUUAAAGUGGUGACUGACUCAAGCUGGAACAGCCUUGUAAUUGCCAGUGAGACCCCUGUUCUUGUAGAGUUUUGGGCACCAUGGUGUGGUCCAUGCAGGAUGAUAGCACCUGUUAUCGAUGAGUUAGCAAAGGAAUAUGGUGGAAAAAUUGCAUGCUUCAAGCUUAACACAGAUGACUCUCCAAACAUUGCAACACAGUACGGCAUCAGAAGCAUACCAACAGUUCUGUUCUUCAAGAAUGGAGAGAAAAAGGAAAGCAUAAUUGGUGCAGUUCCCAAGUCAACUCUGUCCGCGACAGUUGAAAAAUAUGUUGAUUUAUAA